Messenger RNA from Boleophthalmus pectinirostris (great blue-spotted mudskipper), 1044 nucleotides. Its product is annotated as potassium voltage-gated channel subfamily C member 2-like. Gene Ontology annotation, molecular function: delayed rectifier potassium channel activity. NCBI's taxonomy places the organism in Eukaryota, Metazoa, Chordata, Actinopteri, Gobiiformes, Gobiidae. The transcript is spliced from 3 exons. Gene Ontology annotation, cellular component: voltage-gated potassium channel complex; dendrite membrane; axon. Bases 1 to 1044 code for a protein of 347 amino acids. The record is from RefSeq and is a predicted model, not a curated record. Gene Ontology annotation, biological process: potassium ion transmembrane transport.
AUGGCAGUGACCUACACUCGCAUGGCAGUGACCUACACUCGCAUGGCAGUGAUCUACACUCGCAUGCAUUCAUUCGCGUUCGCCUCCCUCUUCUUCAUCCUGGUCUCCAUCACCACCUUCUGCCUGGAGACGCACGAAGCCUUCAACACCAUCAUCAACAAAACCGAACUGCUCCUCAACUCCAGCAUCCCCGACUCCGGGCCUCAGUACGAGAUCGAGACCGACCCGGCGCUGACCUACGUGGAGGGCGUCUGCGUCUUCUGGUUCACCAUCGAGUUCCUGGUCCGAGUCACGUUCUGCCCCUGCAAGCUGGAGUUUGUCAAAAACGCCUUGAACAUUAUCGAUUUUGUGGCGAUUUUACCGUUUUACUUGGAGGUGGGAUUAAGCGGAUUGUCGUCCAAAGCUGCUAAGGACGUGCUGGGUUUCCUCAGGGUGGUACGCUUUGUUCGUAUCCUUCGUAUUUUCAAGCUCACGCGCCAUUUUGUGGGCCUGCGGGUGUUGGGGCACACGUUACGAGCGAGCACAAACGAAUUCUUGCUCCUUAUAAUCUUCCUGGCUCUCGGGGUGCUCAUUUUCGCCACCAUGAUCUACUACGCCGAGAGGAUAGGAGCCAAGCCCAACGACCCCACCGCCAGCGUGCACACCAAAUUCAAAAACAUUCCCAUUGGGUUCUGGUGGGCGGUCGUUACCAUGACGACGCUGGGUUACGGGGACAUGUACCCGGAGACGUGGUCGGGGAUGGUGGUGGGCGCGCUGUGUGCCUUGGCGGGCGUGUUGACGAUAGCCAUGCCCGUGCCCGUCAUCGUCAAUAACUUUGGGAUGUAUUAUUCGUUGGCGAUGGCGAAACAGAAGCUGCCGAAGAAACGUAAGAAGCACAUCCCCCAGGUGCAGGGCGGCUCCCCGUCCUACUGCAAAGCAGAACUCAACCUGAGCUGCAACAGCACCCAGGGAGACCUGUGCCACAUGAAGGGCAGCCGCAUCCUCGACUGCAACACGCACACUCACACACAGGUAACACACAUCACACAAAACCGCACAACAUAG